UAAACAUUAACGAUGCGAAAUUGAUUUCGCUCCCAUCUCGACGUCGAAAAGUUGUGGCUGGAAAUGAGAACUUGGAAUUGACCAUUUUUUUUUAUCGAAUUCAUCUCAUCUAAUGUGAAAUUAAACAAAAGUUUCCCUAAAAGCAUCUACAUCGCCUAUUUUUUCCCAAUUGCAUCACGACGUGGAUGUGAGUUUUGUAAAAAUUAUUCCCAAUUGCAUCGCCUAUUUUUUCUUAAUGUUAUUCAAAUAUUCCAAAAUAUAUUUUAAAAAACCGUUAUUUAUUUUACAUACAAUUGCAAAGGAAUAACAGCAACAAUGAAAUUUAAAUUAGUUGGAUUCUAAAAAUUAUGAGGUGUCAUAAAAAAAAAAUACAUAUAUGCAAUUAUAGUGAUGCUCUAAUUAGCUGGUUCAGUUUCAUGACAAACUACCUCUGGCUCUGGAUAAUACUUCAAAAUUUUCGGGUUUUCGUCUUCAACUCUACAUAUUAUGAUUUCAUUUAAGCAACCAAUAUAUCAAAAGAAAGAAGCAAACAAAGAAGAAGCCGGCGCUUCAUCUUCAGAACUCUGCAGUCCGUUUGGCGGCAGCAGCCACCCCACCACCCGCCGCCGCCGGCAACUUCUUCUUCUCCGGCGAAAACAGUGUCCCCUGCUCCGUCUAACUCCGACUCCGACGACUUAACCUCCUCUUUUUCUAACACGUCUACUUGUUCUUCUUCUUCUUCUUCUUCCUCCUCCUCCUCCUCCUCCUCCAUAUCUGAGGUGCAACUUUGUCUUGUCCUUCCUGAUUUCACUGUGUUAUCAUUGGUUUCAUCAGGAAUUUAAAGGUUUAAAAAAACCCCCAAUUUCCCCUCCAUUUUUGGACUGCACGAGAAGGGCAAACGAGUAGCAUUGUUGCAGCCUCUUACAGAUCCCUGCCUCACAUCAAACAAAUCCGGUAAAAUGUUGUUUCCUAGAUCGGCUGAUUCCUGGCGCAUUCUCGAAUUUUUUAAUCCCAUUCUCUUAUUCAUUCUUCUGAAACCGUAUUUGGGUUUCUUCGGCAGCAGCUCUUCCGGAGGUCACACAACCAGACAUUAAUGGCGGAUUUCGACAGUCUGCUGCUCAGUACCAGUAAUAGACAUUCUCCUCCUCCCAAGGACUUCGUCUGUCCAAUAACAAGCAACAUAUUCGCCGGUCAGACCUACGAGCGGAAGGCGAUUCAAGAAUGGCUCGCUCGAGGCAACUCGAGUUGCCCGAUCACCUGCCAGAAACUGAUCAGCACGGUGCUGCCCCACCGUGGUGAGCGGGUUCGUCGAGAUUCUGUUCAACUCCGUCGAUUCCACAGUGCUGAAAUCGACCGUCUUCCUGCUUUCCGAAUUGGGGUCGAGGGAUAAAUCGGUGGUGCAGACUUUGACGAGGGUUGACUCCGACGUUGACAGAAGGGGCUUCUGGAAGCUGUGGUGCUGAUUUACUACCUCUUGCGCUGUUUCUUCUGCUCCGGUGGAAUUGAUGGAACCUCUGGUGGCGGUGCUGAAGAGGAAGGAGGGUGAUAUGGUGAAGAUGUGUAUGAAGCCCAGAACCGCUGCAGUGCUUCUGUUGGGGCAGAUAAUGGUGGGGACUAGUGAGGAAGGUGCGGUGGAGGCCAUUGUUAAAGGUGAUGUUGUGGCAGCCAUUGUUGGAAGCUUGGAAUCCGAAUUGACUGAGGAGAGGGUUUCGGUGUUUGGGAUAUUGUUAAAGUGUAUGAGGGAAGAUGGAACGUGUAGGAACACCAUUGCUGAUAAAGCUGAGCUUGCUCCUGUUUAGAGAGCUUCGUUGGUGGGGGUGAUGGUGAGAGGUUUGAGAUAAUUUGUUUCCUAUCCGAAUUGGCGAAACUCAACAGGUAAGUUCCAUCCUGGAUUCCAUUUAUGAGGGUACUGAUCAGGAUUCAGGCAUAUCAUCAUGAUUAAGCAGAUGAUCAUCAUGAUCGGGGUUUACCUUAACUUCGUGGGGAAAAUAAUUGUCAUAUAUCGAGUUAUGCCAGGGAAUUUGAUGUGUUAUGAACAAACUUGUUUCCUGUGGGACGACAUUCAACGAGCAAGUUCUUCAUAUUAUCAAGGAUGAAGGCAUUUCCAGCAGCAUGCAUACUUUUCUCAACUAUUUGCAGACUUCUCCUGUGGAUCAGUCUCCUGUCUUGGCUGGCCUUCUUCUUCAGCUUGAUCUUCUGGUUUGAAUCUUUCUUCUCUUUUUCCCCAUGUUCUUUGUUGCUUCAUCUGGUAUGGACUUCUGAUUCAGUUAAUUUUGUAUGGGUUAGGCUGAGCCGAGAAAGAUGAGCAUGUAUAGGAAGUCGUCUCCAUUAGCACUUGAAGUUCUCAAGGUUCUCUCAGAGGGAAGAGACAACAGUGUUGUAAGUCUCUGAUGCUUUUCAGACAGUUUGCAGGCAAUUUCAUCAGGGUUUUCUGCAGAAAGUUCCAAUUUUGAUUCAUUUGGUUCUGCUCGACACUAUCCUUCCGCUGCCGGGAAAUGAGGGACUUUCCUAUAAAGUCAAGGCGGUGAACAGCUCUCGUAUCAGGAUGAUCGGCGAUUUAGGGGCUAAGAGAGUGAAGAAACUGGUUAAGAAGGUUCAGUCUCUGAUUGGGCCAGUUCUCAGUUAUGUCAGUGUAUGUAGAGAGGCUUCGAGUGAAGAGAAAGAUAAAUUGCGCAGAGAGAUUGGCGCUGGUGGGUUUAGUGCGAGUCAGUUGGCUGGAGCUGUUAGUGCUGAGUUACUCUUGGUGAAGCUUUGAUUGGAUUUACGGGUUGGGAAUAUAACAGUGGAGACACGGAAGGAUUUGGAUUGUCGGGUCAAUUACUAGGGUUCAGAGCUUUUGCUUCUUUGGUAAGUGUUUGUUCUUGCUGCUCUACACUUGAACUCCUACUCCAUUAAGAAUUAUUGUUGAAGCACCAUUACUUCACCAAUUUGGGUUCAGUUCAUACAUUUCUAGUUAUAUGAAUAUUGCUUUCGUUGGGUGAGGAUACAGUUAAAUGGCUGAAGAAUUUUGCAAGUUAUGUUCUGUAGUUCCAUUUUUUGUGGUUUCAUUACUGUUGUCUUAAACUUUGUUAAAAUAGAUGUUCUUUUGAGGAUGCUGCUAGAGCUAAGUUUACCGGUUGCUUCACUGCUGGUAAGUUUCCAUCUGCUCAUCGGUUCAUACGUUGCUUCGUUGUUGAAGAAGAAUGCUUUGUUUUUAUUCAAUCUUAAUUCAUCACCAUAUGAUUAUUGACUCAUAUUAUGUGCAAUUUGCAGAGUUCUGAAGAGGAGAUCAUGCUGAGAACUACCAUGGAUAUAUUUUUUUCUUGGAAGGGGCGAAAUCAUUCAUUAGAACAGAACAAAACAUAAUCCUGGAGUUACAAAAACACAAAGGAAGAAGAAAGCAAAAAAAGCAGUUGAUCUGCCUGCAGAGAAUUCCGUAAGCAUAGACUUGAAGCAGCUGUUCCUCUAUCCCGAGGUCAUUGAAAUUUUCAGGUAAGUGUGUUGUUUUUUACUGAAAGGAAACCUAGAAUAUGUACUUCUGCAUAAUCUUGUGAAUCUCUGACUUGCUUGCUACAGGAAAGAAGGAAAUCUACAGUCGACUAAUCUGGGCAUGGGCAUCUCUGGAGUUCAGUGCAGAACCCCACCGGACACGAAUCUUUCUGCAAGCCCAGGCGUCAUGAGAGCUGCCCUCAACUCCUUAGCAUCUCUCUCCGGAUCUUCCUUCACGCUGAACAGUAGGAUCAGGUUGCAGUUUAUGUUAGUCAAGCAGUGAUAUCCCCCUCCGACCGGACUGCAGUAACCUAAGACUGUCCCUUUAUCAUCCACCUCGAAGCAGGCGGCUUUGAUGGUUGCGCUGAACUUCACACAGGGAGGGAAGAUUUGGAUCCAAUCCCCUUCUUUAGUGAGCUUAUCUUCCUGAAGUUUACGAUUGAGGUGAAUCAAGAUGUUGUCAGAAGAAUCCCUAACGUUAGGAACUUGGAAGAGGAAUUCUCCAUCAAGGAAGACGGUAAGUUUGCUCGCAUCGCUCCAAAAGUCUGCAAAAGAAAAGGGCAGUCAGAAAAUAAUAAAGAAUUGUUUUUUCCAAUGCAUGAAGAAGAAGAGGACAAAUUAUGCAAACCCAAAAAAAAAAAAAAGAGGACAAAUUCUGCUGAAUUGAGACUCACCAUCGUUGUUGGCAGGGGUGUGAGUCUUCUUUUCCGCUUCCGCCACCAGGAGGAACUCAACAAGGAAGUCAUAGGGAAGGUCCCUUAGAUAUGUCGAUCUUUCAUGGAGGAGGGACAGAAACUGGAGAUGGGGUUGAAGACCACGGUAAAAGAUUGCUGCUUUGAGAUAAACUUCAAGCAUGUUCUUGAAGUUCGAUUCCUCCAACUCGGCCCAAGCUCGAUCGAAAUUCCAGAUGUAUUCUUCUAGCGACUGGUUCUUCUGUUUCACUGUGAAAAGGUCCUCCAGACCUCUGGAGAAUUUGAAAGCUCGGGGGAAAGUCAUUUCCAGCCUGGAAAGUAGAAGCAAGAAAAGACGAGGAGGGGAGUAGAGGAAGAAGAAAGAAAAUCGAUUGAUGUGUUAUGAGAACAGAGAAAAUCGAUUAAUGGAGGAGGCUAGUAGAAGCAAGACGGAGGGGGGAAGAGAAAGAAGGCAAGAAAUCAAUGGGGAUGAGGUGAAGGGGCUUUGGUCGAGGAUUUGAUCAAGAGGAUGAAUGCGGAGGUGUUGCAGAAGGAGAGAAGGUAGUUUGACAGUGAUCCAUGGUGGAGGCUGGAGGCGGGAAUGAGAUUGAUUAUCAGGUUUGAGUCUUUGAGUUGGAAGGGGAAAACGGAAAAAAGGCGUCUUAUUUACAGGGUUUUCCUUAUUAGUUUUUACUAAUCACCCCCUAACAAAGCGGGAAAAGACAAAUAUGCCCCCAGAAGCAGCUUCCAAGCGUAGCCUCCUUUCCCACUCCAGCACUCCACAUGGACUGAAAAACGAAACCGUCCUUCUCUUCCGCCGUCGAUCUUCCCGGAAGAAUUUGGUGUAAUCGAAUUUGGCAGAGUAUGCUUUCCUCAAUCCUCGUACUGCAGAGAAUUCCAUAAGGAUAGACUUGAAGCAGCUUGUUCUCUAUCCUCGGGUCAUUGAAUUUUUCAGGUGAGUGGAUUGAUGUUUUUUACUGAAAGGAAACCUAGAACAUGUACUUCUGCGCAACCUCGUGAAUCUCUGACUUGCUAUAGGAAGGAAAGAAGGGAACCAUAAGAGGGUCAUUUGCUAUUCCAGCUCCUUCGCUUGUUCUCCAUUACCAGAUUGGCAUGGAGGAAGAAAUAGGCAGGUUGCAUGUUUCAUCUCCUAAGGCUCUCAUAAGUGAGUAUUUCUAUCUGUCCCUCACAUUGUCUGUCUUCGGUCUGUCUCUGCAUUUUUCUGUCUUUAUUGUGGGGCUGAAGUCGAUGUAUUUUUAUCCUUUUCCCUCAGAAUGGUUCUUCUUCUUCUUCCAAAGCUGAGAAUGUCGAACCGAAGGGAAAUAUAGCGAAUUCUGAUCUACAUAGAUAAGAAGGGAGGAAAAGAAGAAGGUGGUAAUGAAUGAAGAAGAAGACGAAGAGGUGAACAAUGUAUCAAUGACAGCUGCUUCAUAGUUGCUGCUCACUCAAUCACAGCGGAGGAGAGCGACAAAGGUAAGAAACGGAAAGAGGUCGAAGUGAGGGGAUGAACAAGAAGAAAAGAAGCAAACUUGUUGCUGCUCAAGAGCUAUCUGAUGGUAAUUUUGAUUCAGAUGUAGUGCUCAGUAAUGAUGCUUCAGGCAGUGAGAGUGAAGUAGAAAUUUAGACAUUACCAAUUAUGAAACACGAGACCUGAAAUCGAUAUGACAAUAUUUGGAACAACAAUAUACGAAUGGUGUCAAAACAAUAAGUAAAGGUAACCAUGAAUCUUGCUCUAAUAUUGAUGUCGAGAAGGACAGAGUGUUUUCCUCUAUAAGAUAAUAAGGACAGUUAUUAUCUUGUUUAUUUUCAGUUUUGAUGUGGAGAAUGGUCCAAAAGCUGCUGAUUUUAUUCAGGUUCAUUGUCUUCUUGGUCUUUUGCUUGUGGGUUCAUUGCCGAUUUUCUUUCUCAUGCUGGGUGUUAAUUGACCUGUUUAGAUGUGCUUUUUUUAUGUGGUUUUUUGCAUGCUGUCUGUUGCAAGAGUGGUUGCUUUGGCUGUCUUCCUACGGAUGAGUAUAUUGACCUGUUUAGAUUUCUAUAUCCAAGGGACAACUAGUAAUCUCUGGAGAUACUUUAUGAAAGCUCAGGCUUAGGCUUAUGGUUCAUGUUUUGGUUAAUCUUGCUCUUUAUAGCAUAUUGGCCUAUCGGUUUUUUCUUUUUUGGUCUUAUAGUGAAACUGCUGUGACUCGUCAUCCUUUCAUGCUUGCAGAAUCUGAGUUUGGAUCAUUGGUCUCCAGAUCACAAUUUGUUAAUUCUCUUGGUAUGUUUUGUCAAGUAAAAGAGAUUUUAUAGAUUGUUUACGAUAUCACCUUACUGGCAAAUUAUUUGAAGGCUGUAGCAGAUUCUUAUAACUAAUAAAAUUUGUUGUUUUCGGAUGGCAGAUACACUUUUUUGAUCUAUGUUGCCUGCUGAACGAGUCCAUCUUACCAGCAAGGUGACACUUUCGUUUUCUUUGUGUGGUUGUUUCCAUCUUUUAAGAUGAUAUGGAAGUGGUUGAUAGGUGUCGUGGGCUCCCAACCAUCAAGCACUCGAAUGACGGGUUGUGGAUCUACGAUUUUAAGGAACUUGCUUAUGCCUUCAACGAAAAGGGUGACCUUCCGUUCAGUUGAGAUUGCUUGCCGGUUUCUUAUCAGAAAGUUCAGAGAUUCUACGAAAUCGGAUUAGUUUGCUGGUCGUGUCACUUUGUAGAAGCAGUGAAACCCAGUAACAUGUUCGUGCACAAUCCUGCGACCUUUUUGAGAAUUUCAUAAAUGCAACUCAAAAUAUGUGGCUACUCUGACUAUCGGUUCUCUGUAGAUACUUUUAUUGUUGAGAAGUUUCUGUUUUUUGUAAAUUCAAUAUGCUUUUAGGUUCAGCCUCAUGGUCCUCACAUGGAUAUUCUUUUGCUAGGCUGGGAUUGUUGCAGGGUUUGAAUCAAAGGAGGAGCUACCAUGACAUUAGCUUGAUCAUUUGUUGGAAAGAAAAGGUUCAGCUGGCAGUGCAUAGGAUAAUCUUUUCUUCUCAGUUUAUGCAGCUUAGUUAUCAUCCUUGCCCCGUUAACUGCAUGUAAUAUGGUUCAGUGAGAAGGGGUGUUGGGAUAUCUCACUCUAGAGUGUAUAGCGGUUUCUAUCCUUUCCUUUUGCAAAGAUGAUGUGCUCAUUAUUUCUAUUUCUCUUUGCUUAGAUUCUGUAGAUCAGUUGCAUGCAUUUGAACUGAUAAUGAAGAAGAAUCCAAUACUCAGUAAUGAUUCAUUUAUUUCCUUUUUACUUAAUGUCAUGUGCCAGCAGUCUUUAUAGGCCCUUGGUAUGAGUGGUUGGUUUGCUCCUUACUGGAAUCCUACUGACUCAGAAGAAAGAUGGGCCUCUUGGAGUUUGCUUUCUGUCUAUUUGUUUGGUGGGUGGAUUGGUGCAUAUAAGAGAGGUAUACCUUUUUUUUUUUGUAUAGUUUUUUUGCAUUUUUGUAUUUAUCAUUCUUCUCUCAUCACACUGAUCGGCUUUCCCUUCCUCCAUUUUCAAUCUGUUUGGAGCUGGUCUUCGUUUCAAUCUUUCCCACCAAGUCCUUUGAGGUGAUGUCAGAGAUUUAUUUGAUCAGGGGUGGUCGCCGAUUCCAUUUUGAGCCAGCAAAACUAGGGAGAAUCCAUGGACGACCAUCACCAUGGAAAAUCCAUGCCCCAUCAGUUAAAUCUAGAACGUCCGUUGUCACCUUCGUCAGAGCGUUGAUCGGAUCAAAGUCGGCAAUAGUGGCCUCCGCCUAAGAAUCUGCAGGUUAUUUCUCUCUCUUGGUGUCCCCUGUACUGGUCUCUUUCUCUAUUUCAAUGGUUUUUAAUAUAAUGUAGAAUCCAGUUCCCCGUCCAUGGCAUAAGAAUCCUUUAGUUCCAGCACUCAGCAGUGUAAAUUCGAUGCGGGAGAUGAAGGAGGAGACAGGUCAUUUGAAAAGCGUUUCGUUGCCAUUCUUUAUGUGUUAGAUUGUAUCUGGUGUAAUGGAUAUGUUUUCAUUGGUGGAUCACAGAUUCUUGAUUGUAUUUCGAUCCUUCCAGCCUACUCUUAAUGACGAUGGAUUUCUUGGGUGGCAACGACUUGGUUUGGUGGUAUCUUUACCCUCUUUUCCCUUUUUAAAACGCCUCUAGAAAGUUGGUUGAAUUGGAUCUAUUUCUUGAGUCGUCGCCUGAGUGAUUGGUCUAUCAUAUCUGUUUGUCUUGCAUUUCAUUUUUCUUUGUUGUUUUACCAUAAUAUUAAUCAUUUCUUGCUUUGUUUGUUGUUAUAUAGGAAGAUCAAUGUGGUCUCUCCAGCCGAUUCAACAACUCUCAUCUCUCACACCCCACAGGGAUAGCCGAGGUGAAGACAGACUCAAAUUUGUGGUGACCAGCUAACCUCACUCCCCAAAUGACCGUGGUGGGCAAACCGAACAAGGGGAAAAUUAUGAAAAUCAAUUUGGAGCAAAAAUCAGUGGUGGGCGGAGGAUAAUUUACAACGCUGAGAAGUUCUUAAGGAAGAUGAGAAACCGAGGCUGGACACGAGGAAGGUAGUGAAACAUUAGGCCCAUUAGCUACAGCAUGGUGGAGAUAGCACAAGUUGGCAUGUUAUUUAUGUUAGAUGUCAUUUAUAGAUAUUGUGAUCAUUGAACACGAUUUACAAUUGUGCUUGGUUAAUUUCAGUAAUUGGGGAUGUUCAGAUGCACGUCUUACUUAUUCUUAUUGAUAUCUUAUCUUUCUUCCCACCUCCAGUGACACCUCUUCCUCUCGGACCAUCCAAGGGUUUUGGUAUGCUGCUGUUGGUGUGGAGAAACUAUAUAUUGGUAUUUUUCUCGGUAGCUCCCCCUGGAGCUCCAUCAUGAGAGACAAGAUGCAAGAAAAAGAAGGAAAGGCAUUGCUGAGUCUAGAAUUUAGGUACUUCUUUUCUAUUUUGAAUUUCUAAUUUGUGUAGUUAGUUCAUAUGCAAUUGGGUUCCAUCUGUAUUCAGAUUGGCUUCGACCUGUGCUGAUUUAGGUUACAGUGAAUGUUCAUGCCUGUUCAUCCUUUCGGUCGCAAUGUUUCAUUUCUUUCAAUUGUAACACGAAAGCAUGGUUGAUAACCUCUUAUGGAAGGUUAUAGAUAGAAAAUCCGGUUUCUCGGGGAGAAAUGUGCAGUUGGGACUGGUGCUCCGUACUUGGAUCUGGAGAUCAUAGAUAGAAAAUCGAACAAACAUAACGAUACCAUUCUUUAAAAUAUAAAAAGUGGGUACUCUUUAUUACCCACAAUUUCUUACUACUGUUUCACUACUUGUCGCUUAGCGAAAAUGGGUUUUUAUGGGUUCUCCGCAGGGAAGCUGGUAGCGGCGGCCGGGACCGCUCCACUUGCGUUGGGUCAGAAGCCAGUUCCGCCGCUGUCCGGUUAAGUCAGCACCCAUGCCUCUCGUACCGUACGCAUGCUCCGGUUCGUCCUUACCACAAGACCUGCAAGGAAUAGUGUUCCUUUUGUCCUGCCGUCACUUCACCAUGCUGCUUUCCCAGAAUCACCGGUCUACCACUCAUAACCCUCUCCGCUCUGAUCAACACGGCACUGUCCUUCCUCUCCCUGCUACCCUUUCAUUAGUGGAAAAGCGAAUUGGUCCAUCUCAUUUCUACUCGGUUCGUCUUUGCCUCAUCUUCGCUUCCUGUUUCCUCUAUCCUAGCAUAACCUCUUCUCCCUAACUCGCUCCAAUGAAUCACGUCAUCCUCUCCAACCUCACAUGGAGGGACAAAGCUCCCCUGCUCAAAUACUGUGUCGUUUUCUGUGUUUUGUGAACUAGUGCUCUUGGGUCUUUGCGCAGCCAGCCCCCUCGGCGGAGUAGCAGGCGUCUCCCGCACUGUUGUUGCUCAAUUUCCACUCGCCUCGACCGAAUCACUGCCCCCUCGACUCCGUUUGCGGCCGAAUAGCAAUGCUCGGGCAAGAGACCUUGCAAUGGCGGAGAUCUUUGCACUCGCCCACAAAGCAUUAGCACUAGCCAAGUGAGUUUGUUCACUAAAUAGUCAGUUUUGCAGCAGCUGUCUUAUGUAAUUUUCUGUAUUGAAUGAUUGUGUUGGAUUUAUAGCAAGAAGGCGGUGCAAGUUCUGAUGCUUUCCUCCUCCUUAUGGUAGGUUGAGCAGGCAGCUUCACUUGGACGAGAAUUUUCGUUCGUGGGUGCAAGUUCCCUCACCCUCUGCAUUACAAAUUUAUUGUAAGGGUGAGAGUCUUAUGUUAUGCAAGAAGGCAGUUCAAGUUCUGAUGGUGUCCUUCUCCUUAUGGUUGGUUGAGCAGGCAUCUUCACUUGGACGAAAAUGUUUCAGUCGUUGGUACAAGCUCCCUCACCCUCUGCAUUACAAAAUCUUAGUCAGGGUGAGUGUCUAAUUUUAUGAUUUAGAGGAAAGAUUGUGCCUUCCAUUCCUCUUCCUUUGUGCGUUUAGGGUUUUGCUAAUGGGUAAAGAAAGCAGGUGGCGAAUUUCUUAUAUUAUAUAUGUUGUUAAUGGUUAUGGUAUUGCUUGAGGGAAAUUUGGUAUAUGCUGCUUCUGUCGUUCAGCUGGUGAUAAAUCUAGCACAAGUGUGGGAUCAGACUGAAGUAUUGAACUCUUCAAAUAUUUAUUACCAUCUGACCACUCUACUUUGUUUUCCGUUUUUUCCUGAGUACAUCAACCCUGACCUGGCAUGUCUCAGUUGAAGCAAAAGCUUUUGUUUACGUAAUCUCAGUAGAAUAAGGGCCUGCACCUCUGAGUGUAUCCUCUUUCAGUCUUUUGUUAUCAUUGUUUUUUGUUGAAGAGAAUGGAUGGGUUGGCUGUUGAUGGAAAUUCUCCUGGUGCAAAAUUCAGUUAUCAACUCUCCAUAGUGCCAGCCCCCACCUCCAUUUCUGUUUCGAGUUGGAUGACAAAGUUUUGUUGGAAGGCGAAUAUUUGUGUGGUGUUCAGUGAAUUUUCUAGGGUAGUAACCAACUUGAUGCUGGUUUGUAGAUUCACACCACCAGUCAGUCUUCACCAAUGCAGAAGUAUAACCUAGCCAUCAAUGAUCUCGACAAGGAACUUGACCACUUGAGAUCUGCAUUUCAGCUAUGGAAUAUUGCUGCCUUUUUCUUGACUUGAGAGGCUCAUGUCAUAAAUGAACAAAUUUAUGUAGCAAGUAGUUAGCAGAUAAAAGGUAUUCAUUGAACCUGAGUUGUUUUGUUUCUCUCCUUAAUUUUGUGUGUCUACCGUAUUUUGUAUGUUAGGCAGCUUGCAAGGAAUGUAGACUGGGACUUAAAAGUUUGUGGUCAGUUCUUCUCUAUUGUUUGGAGUACAAUAGACCUAGGACGGAACUACUGCUCUCAUUUAUCUGUUUCCACUUCAUGUUUCUUCAAUGCUUUCAUGGUGUACUACUUUCAACUAAUUGCUUACAAUUUCCUCUUUCCUUACCGCAAGAAUUGGGCAUGAAAAUGAUUCUAAUUGCAUAGCUCAGUGAGCAAGCCCUAGAACGUAGUACAAAUAUCAUCAUAGUUCAUGUUAGGGAGGACUCUAGCUCUUACUCUAUAUUACUCUUCUGCUACGUACUACAAAGAGGUAUGAUCCAUUCAAUUCUCUCUGAUGCUUUUUUUUUAGGUCCCUUCACCUUCUGUUCUAUUCCAAUUCCAACCAGUUCCGACUCACAAUGAAUGCAUACCUGUUAUCUUCGACCUAUUUUUGCUACUUGAAGGUUUUGACUUGAUUGCUAACCGUUUCUAUCUAAUCUACACGUUGGAAAAGGCAGAUAUGUAGGUCUGUUGGGCUGUUGAGAAGUUCAAAACUUGAAGAACAAUGUUAUCCUUUCAGAGGGUGAGUUGAGUUAUGGAAUGCGUUAGUUACACACAUGUUCCUGCUUACUUCAUCUACUGAAAUUGGAUACAAAGUUUUUCCUGGAGCCAUUACUGAAUUGCUUCCCAGUCCUGAAUUGCUUUUUCUCCAUCUCUUCAGGGUUUUCAGGAAGCCAUUGCUGAACUGGAAAUAUAGGGUGACAAAUCUCGCAGGGUGAACUUGAUACAUACGAGAUCUAUUUAUGAUCACUCUUCAUCCAGAACUCGCUGUGGGAAUUCUGCUUUUGAUCUUCUUCCUUAGUUUACAAGGUUUGCUCAAUGUUUUCAAAUAUAAUUAAAUUAGCUUCAGGUUUGGUACAGUGCUUGGAGAUGGAGAGUUUGGUAAGGUUUAUAAAGGUUGCCUUGAAGAGUGCAUGACAAUAACAGUGAUGUUUGGAUUUGUCUUUCUGUUCUCUUUUCCAUUUCAGCUUGGGUUUCCGUUCUCUCAUCAAUAAUGCCAAGUCCAGUAAUUUUCUCAAUGUUGAUUUAACUGCUCAGAGGUUUGAUUCUUUGGCCACGAGUCCAUUUUCCGUUGUUUGCUACAGUUUGUUGCAGAGUGCGGAUGUCGUAUCCUCGACCCUUAUUUAACUGCUUAGAGGUUUCGAUUUAUGCUCAAUGUUAACGAUGUGCCUGUUGUUUGCAGGUAUGAAGCUGAGGAGUUUUGGGUUGGACUGUAACCAUCUUAUUUGAACUACAACAUAUAAAUUUGGCGAGAUUUGUAGGUCACUAUGCUGAAGGUCCUCUCCUACAGUUUCAGUCAAAAGGAGGAAUGCUGCUAACUUUAUGUUCUGCAGAAGAUGUGUCUAAAAGCAUCUUAUUUGAACUACUUCUUUCCUAGAGUCCAGAAUUCAGAGAUAAUGAGCUGCAAUGGUGACUUACUUGAUUUGCAUUAUUGAAUCGCAGAGCAGGAUAAUCAGGAGGUUUCUGAAAUUAAAGCUGGGUUGGCAGAUGCUGAUGCCUUGGUAAUAUCAAUAGCUUUAUCUGUACCCAAUUUUAUGUUCCAUAUAAAGUCUCUUUAUUAAUAGGACAUCAUUCUUAUCUGAGGUCACCAAACCUGUUUGCAGAUGCUACAUUUUCCAGCCAAUAAGCAUUUGUUCGUCUUAGGACAUCAGCGAUGCAAAUCCUUUGCAUUACAUAUUUACAUUAGUUGUCAAGUGCAAUAAUUUUUACGUUUUUUUACAACAUGUUAACAAAUAGCAGGAGAGAGAUCAAUGCCCAUAAUGCCAGUCCAGAGCUUCAUCACCAUAUUUCUAACAUUUUGUAAAUACAAAUUGCAGCUGAAGCAUGCCUUUAAAUGUCCAGUUCAACAUAUAAUAUAAUUAAAUUGCAGAAUUGCAUUUUUUGAAAUUUAAGUUUGAACAAAUAUGAACUGCUCACCAAGUUCCCUCCAUAUACCCAUAAUCCCAGCAUGAAGCAUGCCUUUACAAAUAUAAUAUUUCUACGAUUAGUGCUUUUUGAAAAUGCAUUUGCUUUUUACUUUUGCCUUUAAAAUGUGGAACUCAAUGGCAAAGAUGUACGUUAAUUGAGCAACAUGCUAAUUAACUAUCAAACUCAACAUACAAAGUUUCAUGAACAAACUUUCAAUACUCUAAAACAACACACUGCCAAUAAUACGACGAUUCAUGUUAUCGUCACCUAUUGUAAUCGACAUGCUACUAGAUAGUCCAAAAUCAAGAAACAUGGUCUAAGCGAACAGGUUACCUCUGUUUUCUGUUGUUCGAGUUUCGUAGGCUCUGAUGAAUCCAUACACUUGUAAUAGCUAGUAAGCGUUCUCUUCAUGCUUUCAAAAAGAAAAGGACAGAUCAGUCGCUCAGUUCCAGACAACUCAAUCAAUCUGUAUCCUUGUGUGAAUGCAGAGAAUGCCCUUUCCCCACUCCUUGCUUUAUUCCAUUCUGCCCCACCACAACAAUCAACAAUCAUUCAAUCCAACUUGAAAGUAAACUCCUUUUCUCUCUCCCCCCCCUGACUUCCCACAAAUUCCAUCCAAUAAUCCCCCUUGCUGCAACUGACCCAGCAGCAGUCAAGAAGCUUAAACGGUUCAACCCAACUGAGCCAUCUGUUGUAAUCCUAAGCUUUUCCUUGUUCGCUCUCUUGCUCUUCGUCUUCUGUCUUCUGCUUCUCCUCCCGCUCCGGUCAGGCUUGGGAGCGCUUCUAGGUCCGUCUUCCGCUUCUGGGUCAAUUCACCGGGUCGAGUUUCUCGACGAUGAUGGGACAAACGGCUGCGAUGUGUUUGACGGCAACUGGGUUUGGGACGAAAGCUACCCGCUGUACCAAAGCAAAAAUUGCGCCUUCAUUGAUAGUGGGUUUCGUUGCUUGGAGAAUGGUAGGCCGGAUAGCUUCUACACCAAGUGGCGGUGGCAGCCCCAUCGCUGCAAUUUGCCCAGGCAAAAUUCCAAUCUCUCCCUCUCUGAAUUUUGCUUUUCCCACUGCAAAAAUUUGAAUUUUUUUAGCUCCAUUGACAAUGACAGAUUCGAUGCGAGGGUAAUGCUGGAGAAGUUGAGGAACAAGCGGCUUGUGUUUGUGGGCGAUACGGUAGGAAGGAACCAGUGGGAGGGUAUCAGCCUAUCUAGAUUGAUUGAUGGAUUUCAUUUCUCAGUCAAGGUAAGAUCAUAUUGUUUUCUUUUAUAAUGGUGAAAAUUUAUUAAAAGAAAUGAAACAAGGGGACGAGCCCAGUUCAGUACAAAGAGCAACGGAAUGGGAGCACAAGCGGUGCAGCCCAAACCCAUUCCCAAAAGCGAAGAGGAAAAAAGGGAAAAGAGAAACGAGACAAACAACACCCCAAACCAGAGAGAAGAAACCAGAACACCCAAACCAGAACAAAAGAACCGGACUGCCAGCAGAACCCGAAAGAAGACCCAAAAGGUAAGAUCAUAUUGUUGAUGGAUUUUAGUUUAUACCUCUUAUGGAAGGUUAUCAGCCUAUCUAGAUUGAUGUUUCUUAUCAUUCUAUUGAGCAUUAGUCAAAAGAUUUCCGACUAAUGAUUAUCAUAAUCCAUAAUAUAUCAAUCAAUCCAUAUAAAGGAUUUUCAAUGUUACAAUCAAUAUGCUAUGAGUAACAUCAGGGGUCGUUUGGAAGUUGCGAUUGUGAGUGUUGUAUUUAUAGAAUACAUGCAUUGUCCAUAAUAUAACGUUUGGAAUUGU
Linum trigynum is the source of this 15021-nucleotide messenger RNA. The record is from the annotation of a GenBank genome assembly. Lineage: Eukaryota; Viridiplantae; Streptophyta; Magnoliopsida; Malpighiales; Linaceae.